This is a messenger RNA of Mercenaria mercenaria, 1130 nucleotides long. RefSeq names its product cyclin-D1-binding protein 1 homolog. The transcript has 9 exons. Gene Ontology annotation, biological process: regulation of cell cycle. The record is from RefSeq and is a predicted model, not a curated record. The coding region runs from base 72 to 1091 and encodes 339 amino acids. Lineage: Eukaryota; Metazoa; Mollusca; Bivalvia; Venerida; Veneridae. Gene Ontology annotation, cellular component: nucleus.
AAUCUAGGUUGUUGCGGUGCUUGAAACGUCUCUUUUCAACUACAUUUCAAGAGCGUCUAUUGAGUAAUAUCAUGGCAGAAAAGAGUGGUGAAAUUUCGUCUAGUAUUUGGAAGUCUUUGCUAGAUAAUCUGAACAGUGUCAUAGACCAAGUACAAGAUGGCGAAGGAAGGGCAACUGUAGGGGAUGAUUUCAACUACAAGGCCUACUGGAAAAAGUUGGGUGAUGUUUUCAAAGCAGUGUCCCAUGAAGCAACAAAGUUAUCCUUGGCGUACUCCAAACCACCUGUACCAUCUAAUGAGGAAUGUGAAAGUUUACUGGCUUCAGUAGAGAGAACAGUACUGGCCCUGCUACAUGUAUUCAGCAACUUACCAAAGUCAGCAGGUCUGACAUUAAGAAAAACACUUAAAUCCUCUGUGAGACAGUUGGUGGAAGGUAUCAAAAGUCUGGCUGAACCAAUACAGAAAUACAGCGCUGGUUCUUGUGAGCAGUUACAGAAUACAGGCAUUGUUUGGGAAGAAAGUGACAAAUUUUCACAUUUACCACAGGACAACAAGUCAGCUGUACUUAUUGUGAUAGAGAACAAUAUUCCAAUGGUAGAUGAUGCUCACAGUGAAUUAACAGAGGCCCUUAACAGCGAUGAAGAUGAUGAUGGAUUGGACGAGUUUCUUGGAAUAUCGAACUCACGAUCACAGAAUGAUCAACAGUGGACGGAAUCUGACAAAAAUAUUAUACAGUAUUGCCUAGGACUCAUUAAAUGUUCAAAAUCUCUGUUAAAAAAGACAAAGUCUGCAGUGAAAAUGAAUGGGGAUUGUGACAAAGAUGAGUAUAUAUCGCAGCUUGAUGAUGUUGCUGACAGAGUGGAAAGAUUGAGUCCAGUUGUUGACGAGUUGGCGUCCUGUGUUUAUCCCCCACUCAGAUGUUCUGUUGUACAUGAAAAGGCAUUAGAACUUGGAAGAGUUAAUAGGGAACUUCUUGACUUUUUAAGACAUAGUCAUGUGACUGGAGAGGCUGAUAAGAAGUGGCUAGACUUCCUGGUGAAAGCCAACUCACAUAAUCUUACCAAACUUAACAGUUUGAUACCGCCUACUUGAAUUAUGUUGUAGCUUUUGCACAUUAAAAAGUGAAACUGA